Molecule: messenger RNA, 936 nt
Organism: Castor canadensis (American beaver)
Lineage: Eukaryota; Metazoa; Chordata; Mammalia; Rodentia; Castoridae
Source: RefSeq, a predicted model, not a curated record
AUGGAUGAUCGCACGAAAACAACUGAAUUUGUUUUUGUGGAGUUGACAGGUGUCCUAGAGCUACAGGUCCCUUUGUUUGCAAUCUUCACUGUCAUUUACUUCAUCACUCUUCUUGGGAACCUUGGGAUGAUUGUAUUGAUUCUGUUGUAUUCAAGACUCCACACUCCAAUGUACUUUUUCCUCAGUAACCUCUCCAUGAUGGAUUGUGUUUAUGCCUCUGUCACUCCUAAGGUAAUGGUGGGGUUUCUUACAGGAAAUAAGAUCAUAUCCUAUAAGGCUUGUACCACUCAGAUGUUCUUUGCAGCCUUUAUCAUUAUUGAAAGUUUUCUCCUGACAUCAAUGGCCUUUGAUCACCGUGCGGCCAUGUGUAUACCCCUCCAUUCCACCACCACCAUGACAAGUACUGUGUGUGUCCUACUUGUUGCUGGUUCCUACAUCAUUGGACUUGUGCAAUCAUCCACCCAUGUUGCCUGCACUUUCCAUUCUUCUUUCUGUCAUUCCAAUGUGAGUAAUUACUUUUUCUGUGACAUUCUCCCACUGUUGGCUAUUUCUUGUUCUGAUAUCUACUCAAAUGAAAUUGUGCUUUUCACAUUGGCAGGAUUCAACAUAUUUUUCACGCUUGUUAUUUUGUUUUCAUACUUGUUUAUUUUUGUUGCUAUCCUGAGGAUGUAUUCAGCUGAAGGACAGAAGAAGGCCUUCUCCACCUGUGCAUCCAACCUCACCACUGUUUCCAUCUUAUAUGGAACUGUCAUCUUCAUGUAUUUACAGCCAGGUUCUGUGCAUUCCAUGGACACAGACAAAAUGGCAUCUGUGCUUUAUACUACGAUCAUCCCCAUGCUGAAUCUCCUGGUUCAUAGCCUGAGGAAUAAAGAGGUCAAAAGUGCAUUCAAGAAGGUUGUUGGAAAAGCAAGGAAUUCAUUGCACAUAGCUAAUUAA